CUUCCCUAUUUCUCUAGACCUCUCCGAAGUUUUCCAACGUCUAAUGCCUGUACCUUCCCCGCGUAAUAAUAAAUAGCAUGGCUUCCCACUCCCUCUUCAAAGGUGAGAUAAACAUUGCACACUGCCAUACAAGAUCAGCCUUCUACUUCUACAAAAAAUCUGUGAGAUCAAUCAAUCUAACCCAAUAUAGUUUCAGCGCACACAAAAUAAGCAGCAAAAGGAAAAAUGAGAGCACAAGUAAAGCAUGUCCUCGCUUCGUUUCUCUUACUCUGUACUCUUGUUCGGUUCUCCAAUGGGUCUUUGCUGCCACUCAUAGAGCGUCCGGGGAGUAUGUUAGCUGAUAUAUGGACAGACCCGUUCCGAGUAUUGGAGCAAAUCCCAGUUGGCCUUGACAAGGAAGACAUCGCUUUGGCACUGUCUCCGGCCAGGGUAGACUGGAAAGAGACGCUGGAAGGUCAUGUUAUAAAGCUGGAUGUGCCGGGAUUGAAGCAGGAGGAUCUGAAGAUCGAGGUGGAUGAGCGGGUGCUGAGAGUGAGCGGAGAAAGGAAGAGGGAGGAGGAAAAGAAAGGGGAGCACUGGCACCGGAUGGAGAGAUCCUAUGGCAAGUUCUGGAGGCAGUUCCGGUUGCCUGAGAAUGUGGACCUGGAUUCUGUCAAGGCCAAGUUGGAGAACGGUGUGCUCACUUUGGCAUUGCCCAAGUUGUCCCCUGACAAGAUCAAGAGCCCCAGGGUGGUCAGCAUUGCUGCAGAAGAGGACGAACCAGCCAAAUCCAAAGUGCAGUAGUAAGGCCAAGCAUGAGCUUUAAAACUAUGGACAACUUCUUAGCGAGCAAAGGCAAACUAUGAUUAUGUGGCUUUUCAGUGUGAAUAAAUGGUUUCAGUUUCGUUUCACUCUACUCCUUUUUCUUUUUGAGUCUUGUUGCAGCCUUUGCUGAUGUAAUCUCCUAAAGUUACUCCUAAGUCGUACUAUUUCCUCGAUUAA
Molecule: messenger RNA, 981 nt
Organism: Juglans microcarpa x Juglans regia
Lineage: Eukaryota; Viridiplantae; Streptophyta; Magnoliopsida; Fagales; Juglandaceae
Product: 22.0 kDa class IV heat shock protein-like
Exons: 1
Coding region: 226-783 (185 amino acids)
Biological process (GO): response to heat; protein folding; response to salt stress
Source: RefSeq, a predicted model, not a curated record